GUUAUGGAUUACUUGAUAGAUUAGAAAUAUUUGAUUUGAUAGAAAAACUUGGAACGGAUAAAAUAAUAAACAAAUCUCCAUUUUCAGCCUCUCUUCCAAUCCCAAAUAAACUGAGAAAAGUACAGCCCUUCAGCAUUAGGACUUGGGAGAGAGAAACUCAAGAACAAAUUUCUAUGGCGAUGCUUUGAUAUUUGAAUCCACCGUAAAUUUUAGUACUUUUUUUUCUUCCUUUAUCCAUUUCCUUUUCCUUAUCAACACGAAUAUUCCAUUGUUGAGUUCUAGCUACUCUAUUUUGUCUCUAACAAUGGCGGCUGUGACUUCAUUGUCCUUUUCGGCAUUGUCCCAUACUUUUGACAGAACACUGAGUGUUUCUUCAUCCCCAACUUUUGCAUCUACUUUCGUUUCUGUUCGUCUGCGUUCGAAUUUAUCCUGUGAUUUCGCCGCCACUGUCAGAGCUUCAAAUUCAUCUAAUACUUUGGUAAUUCGGUGCAUGUCUUCCACCUCAGAGGCCCCACCGGUGUCAGAGACAAAGUUAAAUUUUCUUAAGGCCUAUAAACGGCCUAUCCCUAGUAUCUACAACAAUGUGCUACAGGAGUUGAUUGUUCAACAACACUUGAUGAGAUACAAAAAGACAUAUAGAUAUGAUCCUGUGUUUGCUCUUGGUUUUGUUACUGUUUAUGAUCAGCUGAUGGAGGGUUAUCCCAGUGAUGAAGAUCGAAAUGCCAUCUUUAAAGCUUACAUUGAAGCACUUAAAGAGGAUCCGGAGCAGUAUAGAAAAGAUACACAGAAACUAGAGGAAUGGGCUCGUGCCCAAACACCUGCUUCAUUGGUUGAGUUCUCAUCAAGAGAAGGUGAAAUUGAGGGAAUCUUAAAGGACAUAGCUGGAAGAGCUGGUGAUGGGAGGUUCAGCUACAGUCGAUUUUUUGCUGUUGGCUUAUUUCGUCUCCUUGAAUUGGCUAAUGCUUCUGAACCCACCAUCUUAGAGAAGCUUUGCUCAGCCUUGAAUGUAAACAAGAAAAGUGUGGACCGUGAUCUUGAUGUAUACCGCAACCUCCUCUCAAAGCUUGUACAAGCUAAAGAACUGUUGAAAGAAUAUGUGGAAAGAGAGAAGAAGAAAAGAGAAGAGAGAUCAGGCAUACAGAAAGCUAACGAGACAGUUGCACAAUGCUUGGGAGCAUACUAAGUAUUGUGGUAUUGAUGACAAUAUAUACCAAUAUAUUUCUCAUUACCUGUAGUCCCAAUAUUUUUUGUUCUCAUGUAAUAUUCAUGUCUAUAUAAUCCCCUGCUAUAUGAGGUUGCAAUAAUUGUAACUAGUUAUUUAACUUCUAAAAGGUUUUCACUUGCAAUGUGCUUCUGGAGGAUAUUAGGAUCGAAAGAAUAUAUAUUUCAUUUUAUGGCUCA
This is a messenger RNA of Amaranthus tricolor (Joseph's coat), 1401 nucleotides long. Its product is annotated as protein THYLAKOID FORMATION1, chloroplastic-like. The transcript is spliced from 5 exons. The record is from RefSeq and is a predicted model, not a curated record. NCBI's taxonomy places the organism in Eukaryota, Viridiplantae, Streptophyta, Magnoliopsida, Caryophyllales, Amaranthaceae. Gene Ontology annotation, cellular component: chloroplast thylakoid. Bases 305 to 1183 code for a protein of 292 amino acids. Gene Ontology annotation, biological process: protein import into chloroplast stroma; photosystem II assembly; thylakoid membrane organization.